UAUCUUAAGGUUGCCAAGAGUGCAAGGGAAAAGCUUAAUAAGCUCGAAGAAGACAGAAGGGAAUGUGAAGAUGACUUGAUGGAUCUGGAAAAGAGUCUAGACGAAAUAGAGGAGAAAGAGACAGAGACAGAGAAGGAACAAACAAAGACAAUGCAGAACCCUACUUCUUCUGAUGGUGGCAAGCUGGCUGCAGUAGCGUAUGAUUCCGCCUUUUACGUAGGAAUUAUAGUUAAAGACGAAGAAAUUCCUACUGUGGAAUUUUUAAAAAAAUCGGGGAAAAAAUUCAAAAAAGUAACUAAACACCCAGAGAWAUUGGAAAUAGAUCCAAUUUAUAUAUUUGAUUACCCAAAAUACAAAUUAGAGAAUGGUUAUUACAUUUUAGAUAUCGAGGAAACAAAACAAAAAUACCUCGCUUACAAGGAAGAAUUCAUGUAAAAAUUAUUAAUAGCAAUAAUUAUAUACAAUACAAAAUAUAUUUCUCAUUAAAGUAUCUAAAUUUAAGAUGUUUUAGCAAACUAGUAACAUAUGACUUUUGUUUUACCUAUUAUAUAUUAUAUUAGAAUUUCUUGUU
Molecule: messenger RNA, 571 nt
Organism: Exaiptasia diaphana
Lineage: Eukaryota; Metazoa; Cnidaria; Anthozoa; Actiniaria; Aiptasiidae
Exons: 3
Coding region: 79-435 (118 amino acids)
Source: RefSeq, a predicted model, not a curated record